Messenger RNA from Esox lucius (northern pike), 2574 nucleotides. RefSeq names its product junctophilin 1b (gene jph1b). Lineage: Eukaryota; Metazoa; Chordata; Actinopteri; Esociformes; Esocidae. Gene Ontology annotation, cellular component: sarcoplasmic reticulum; endoplasmic reticulum membrane; junctional membrane complex. Bases 230 to 2242 code for a protein of 670 amino acids. The record is from RefSeq and is a predicted model, not a curated record. The transcript is spliced from 6 exons.
GUAGUGGAGCUGUCUCCCUCCCACGUACUGCUGUUGCCGACGACCACAAAUGCACACAGUGAAAAUCAUUCAUCUGUGUUUGGAACCUCAAUACCCCACUGCGACCACUGUCCGCCGGACUCACAGUUCAGCGCUACUACUUUUCAUCUAAAAUCCGCGCUGGAGUCUCGAGGGACAGCCCAAUAUUGCGCAGAUACCACGACUUGCUCUUUAUACCCUCAUCCUCUGAAUGACGGGCGGACGGUUCGACUUUGACGAUGGUGGCACAUAUUGUGGUGGUUGGGAAGAUGGGAAAGCUCACGGACAUGGCGUCUGCACCGGCCCGAAGGGCCAAGGCGAAUAUUCCGGGUCUUGGAACAAUGGUUUUGAGGUAGUAGGGGUGUAUACCUGGCCCAGUGGAAACGUGUACAAGGGAUACUGGGCACAGGGGAAGCGACACGGACUGGGUGUGGAAUCGAAGGGGAGAUGGAUUUAUCGUGGCGAAUGGACUCAUGGAUUUAAAGGUAGAUACGGGGUCCGGCAAAGUCUUCACACACCUGCCAGGUACGACGGGACAUGGAGUAACGGUCUACAAGAUGGAUAUGGAAUUGAAACGUAUGGUGAUGGAGGUACAUACCAGGGCCAGUGGACUGGGGGGAUGCGACACGGAUACGGUGUGCGACAAAGUGUGCCUUAUGGGAUGGCUACGGUUAUCCGUUCACCUCUCAGAACAUCGCUGGCCUCACUCCGCAGCGAACAGAGCAACGGCACCGUCCUCCAUGCCAACCCGGACCUGUCGGAGAGCCCUGCCGGCACCAGAGGAGGCUUCGUUCUCAACUUUCACAGUGAAGGCGAGGGGGAGAAGAAAAAGGGCCUGUUCCGAAGAGGGUCUCUGUUCGGAAGCCUCAAGAACCUGAGAAAGUCCGACUCCAGGUCGUCCCUGUCGAGCAAACGAAGUUCGGCCCGUAGCGAUGCCGCAAGCUCCAUCAGCCGCAUCAGCUCCAGCGACGCCAACUCCACUAUCAGUUUUGGGGAAGGGGUUGAUGACGAUGUGCACCUGGAGGACAACGUAGAUGCCACCACCACAGAGUCCUACAUGGGGGAGUGGAAGAACGACAAACGGAAUGGGUUUGGUGUCAGCGAGCGUACCAACGGGAUGAAAUACGAGGGGGAGUGGAUAAACAACAAACGCCAUGGCUAUGGAUGCACAAUCUUCCCAGACAGCACCAGAGAAGAGGGGAAGUAUAAAAACAAUGUGUUGGUGCGGGGCAUCAAGAAGCAGCUCAUUCCUCUGAAAAACACCAAGACUAAACAGAAAGUUGAUCGAGCUGUGGAAGGAGCCAUACGGGCAGCAGCUAUUGCCAGAACAAAAGUUGAAAUAGCCACUUCAAGAACGGCUCACGCCAGGAGUAAAGGUGACGCUGCUGACCAGGCCGGUCAGCAAGCCAGCCAGGACUCAGACGCAGCCAGGGCAGUGGCCCGGGAACUGUCCCCCAGCUUCCAUCAACCAGGCCCUGAUUAUAUAAAGCAGAGGUUCAAUGAACCGAUUGAACCUAUUGUCCAAGAGGAAAAGAAAGAGAAGUCCCCCUCAAGUAGCCCUCAUUUCUAUCGUAAAGGCACAACUCCAGACCAAUCUCCCACCGCAAGUCCCCAGCCUUCUCCUCCAUCAACACCCCUGCUAGCGCCAGCUCCGGAGCCUAAGAAAAACUUCUUCAGCAAGCUGCCCUCAAAGCCAGGGAAAGAGAACCAUACCACCGUACCAGAGAGCCAGGUUGCCGCAAAAGCAGUGUCCAAGACAUUGUUGAAACAGGAAGUGCCUCCUCAAACGCAACCGUCCAAGGUGGAUUUAGCCCCCACCAGUCCUGGUAAUGGACAGCUGCACACUGACUCUGAGUACCACGGCUACUAUGUGAAGGCAGACACAAAGAUCCCUCCAGAUGAACCUGAGGGAGUAGAGGAGCAUGUGAUCCCAUCCACCCUCGCCCGGAUGCCACCGCCUCCAAAGCCUACAGUGCCGUACCGAGCACCCACCCCAAAACCUUUAGUGCCAAAGUCAUCUGCCAAAGAAACCAAACCUGAGCCAAAAGUUAAGAAACAAGAUUCGUAUAAGCAAAAAAGCCUAGCCGAAACUAGGAAACAAGCCAGCAUGGAGAUCACCACGGAUUUGGCAAAGGAAGAGUCAGGUCCUAACUCAAUACUGGUUGCCCUUGUAAUGCUGUUGAAUAUUGGUCUAGCAAUAAUUUUUGUCCAUUUUUUAACCUGACGGAAUCUGAAACGAGUGAACUCAUCAAAACUAGCGGCAUAGGCCCCUAACUCUCUGCAGUUGUGUCAACGGCCUUUAAAAAUGGCGCCAUUCAGGGACAGACACAGGCAAAGGAAGACUGGAAAUAGAGCGAAACACGGGAGAAAGAUGAGACCAGGAGCAUUCGGCCCAAGGCUGCCCGGGUUCGCUGGUGAUGAUUUGUGACUCGCCUGGGUUCGGUGAAAGCUGAAGCAAGCAGUCGUGAAAGCAAAAAAAAGAAAUGAAAUAUAAAUAUAUAUAUAUAUAUAUCUGCUGAUCCAAGCUGUUACCAGUCAAGUGCGUAGCCACUCCAU